This is a messenger RNA of Argiope bruennichi, 2436 nucleotides long. RefSeq names its product pre-mRNA-splicing regulator WTAP-like (gene fl(2)d). The record is from RefSeq and is a predicted model, not a curated record. Gene Ontology annotation, biological process: regulation of alternative mRNA splicing, via spliceosome. The transcript is spliced from 9 exons. Bases 563 to 2161 code for a protein of 532 amino acids. Gene Ontology annotation, cellular component: nucleus. Lineage: Eukaryota; Metazoa; Arthropoda; Arachnida; Araneae; Araneidae.
CUGGCAACAACUAUAAAUAUUCUUUAAUGAGAAGAGAAGAGUUAUGUUUUGGAGAAAAUAAUAUUCGGGAUUUCCCCAGAAAACUUUUAUUUGUUAUGGUAUUGAAAUCGCUUUUGAAAUUCAAGAUUCCAUGUUUGAGAUGGGAAAUAUAAGCUGUCCCAUCGGGAAUUACAACUCGACAAAAUAAUGAAUCAAUUUAAGAGAAAGUUCUCAUGCUAUGCAUUGGGAACUAAGAAUCAUUUCAAUUGUGCGCAAAGUGUUGAUUUUGAUCCUCUAUACGCUACUUGUGUUUGUUUAAUUAACAUUAUGCACUAAGAAAUUUGAUGUUAGAAGAGUUACCUCAAUUGCUAUGAAUAAGUUUGGAAGAAAAUCCAAAUAGCAGGGAAAGAAUGAAUGCUUGUGAUUGGAAGUGAAAUUUUAUUUUGAAAUACUAUCUUUGAAAUUGAAUUGAAAAGUGCACAUUAUAAUGGAAAUGCCUUUACAUACUUACAAACAAUGCAAGAGAAGAUGAUUCAUAUUAUCAACUGUCUGGCUGAAUUUUCUGCAUAAAAAAAGAACAGUCAUGGCAGCAAAAACUUCUACAAUAACUCGGGUUCGUAUUGCCAAGGAAGAAUUGGAGAAAAUGUCAAAAGAACAGCUUCAGAAAUGUUGGAAUUUACAAGAUCAAUACAUUGACUUGUUAGAAAGCAAGUUGCAAAGUGGGAGUGAGCACUCGGAAUUGAUGAGCUUAAGAGAAUCUGAAGAAAAAUUGAAACAGCAACAACUUGAUGCAAGUAGAAGAGAAAAUAUCUUAGUGAUGAGAUUAACUACUAAAGAACAUGAAAUGCAAGAAUUUGCAGGCCAAAUUCAAGAACUGAAACAAGCACAGGUUCCAACUAUUGCACAAUUACGGUCUGCAUUACUUGAUCCAGCUGUGAACUUGCUGUUUGAAAGAAUGAGAAAAGAAAUCGAGGCCUUGAAAGCUCGCCUUGAAGAGACUCAGAACGAACUCAGCGCUUGGAAAUUUACUCCUGACAGUAAUACUGGGAAAAGAUUAAUGGCUAAAUGUCGUCUGUUAUAUCAAGAAAAUGAAGAAUUAGGGAAAAUCAUAUCAUCGGGCCGAAUGGCUAAGCUUGAAGGAGAUCUUGCAUUACAGAAGAGUUUUAGCGAAGAAAUGAAGAAGAGCCAGUCUGAGCUUGAUGAGUUGCUGCUAGAAUUAGAUGAAGAUGUAGAAGGAAUGCAAAGUACCAUCUAUUAUUUGCAACAACAACUGAGAGAAGCCAAAGAGCAAAUUGCUCAACUUCAAAAGGAGAAACAAGAACACUCAGACAUACCUAAUGGUUUACCAGAUAAACAUUUGUCAAAUAAUAUAGAUGAAUGCAAAUCACCACCACAAGUUCAGACAAUUGUAGAAAAUCAUCACGUAAAUAAUUCAUCUGUAGAUUCUUCAUCAGAAGAAAUAAAUAGAACUGAGGAAGCAUCUAGUCCUAUCAUCAAAACAGAAUUGAACUGUGAAGAACCUACGUCAGUAUCAUCUACGAAAGAAUGUAAUGAUACAAUGAAUGAGGAUAAAAAACCAAUUGCUUCUGAACCUUCACCAAAUGUUCCUGCACAAAAUGAUGUUCAGAAUGAUGUGUCAGUUCCUGCAGUGGAAACAGUUCAACCUGUCGUGGUUGAAAAUACGAAUUCUGUAAAUCAUGAAAAACAAACUCCAUUAAAUGAAAGAACAAACUUACUUGUGGAAAAUAUGGAUACAUCUGAAAGAACUAAUGAUCAAAUAUCUGAUGUAAAUAAAUCUACAGAAAAAGAUGUUCAAGAAACUCCCCUAAAAGAUGCUCCUGCACAAAAUACAACACAGAAAUCUAAUAAAAAGACAUCUGAUGGAGGUAAUAGAGGUCGAAAAAGGACUAGACCUCGGACUCCAGUCGAUUCUGAUAGCAGCAAAGAGGAUUCUGUGCCUGUCAGAAAACGAACUAGACGUCGUGAUGCAGAGGCUCAACAAGAUGCUGUAGAAGAAAAUAAGGUUGAAUUUGAUACUGAUACUGAAGUUCAGGUUGCACAGACAUUGGCCUCUUGGGCAACUACUAAAAAGGAAAGGACCGAAGUUCAACAAGAGGCAGAUGAAAGUUCAGUUGGAAAUGGGGAAAUAAAAACAGAGAACGAAGAUUUGAAUAAUCAUUAAAUCCUACUUCAAAAAGAGUAGGUUAAUCAUAAAUAAUUGACAUGAAGUUUUUGAUAUAUCAAAAGCUUUUGUCAGUUAAAAACAUGUAAUCAAAUUUUUAUAUUUUUGAGUUUAUAGGCAUGUUUUGUAAGAAAAAACAUCUGUUAAUUUUUUUUUCUUUCAUUAAGAGCAUUUUUUUUUUCAUUUGUAUUUUCAUGAUUUAUUAAGUGCAUAUUUUAUGUACUACUUAAUUGAAUUUAAACUCCAAAUUUGCUAGCUUUGCACAUUGUCUGAAG